AUGGGCAACCUACCUGGCGCUCGGGUCAACCCUAGCCGGCCGUUUUUGCACACCGGCGUAGAUUUCGCCGGUCCGAUUCUACUGCGGACGUCCAAGGGCCGAGGACACAAAGCCUACAAGGCUUUCCUGGCUGUUUUUGUUUGUUUCAGCACACGGGCCGUUCACUUGGAAGCAGUCAGCGAUUAUACGGCCGACGCGUUCCUCGCCGCCUUUCGGCGAUUCAUAUCUCGUCGAGGAGUCUGCCAGUCGGUGUGCAGCGACUGCGGGACCAACUUUGUGGGGGCCGACUCGCAGCUGCGAACCAUGUUCCAGGAGGCCGGCCGCGAGACUCAUCGGAUUAUCGGCCGCCUAGCCGACUAUGGUAUCCGGUGGCAAUUUAACCCCCCGGCUGCCCCGCACUUUGGCGGAUUGUGGGAAGCGGCCGUCAAAUCCGUGAAACACCAUCUGCGGCGUGUCAUAGGCGAAACGAAGCUCACCUACAAGGAGAUGGCUACCUUCCUUGCUGAGGUCGAGGCAUGCCUCAACUCGCGCCCGCUUCAGGCCUUGACGGACGACCCCGAGGACCUUAGCGCGCUUACUCCCGGGCACUUCCUGAUCGGUGAGCCGCUCAACGCCAUACCGGAACCGGCGCUCCUCGACGUGCCACCGAACCGGCUGAGCAAUUGGCGGCUGUUGCAGCAGAUGCGGGAUCACCUGUGGCAACGGUGGUCCCGCGAGCAUUUACAGGCUCUCACGCCACGGCCGAAAUGGUGGACCACUAGCGGCGGCCUGAAAGAGGGACAACUGUGUCUUCUGAAGAAUGAGCUGACACCACCAUGCCGCUGGCCCCUUGCCCGCAUCGUGCGGCUGCACGCUGGAGAGGACAACCAGGUGCGAGUGGUAGACGUUCGGACUGCUACCGGCCGGCUAACCCGACCGGUGGUCAAGAUCAUGCCUCUGCCGCCUGCCGACGCCGCGCCUCAGUAG
Vollenhovia emeryi is the source of this 966-nucleotide messenger RNA. RefSeq lists its product as uncharacterized. The transcript has a single exon. Gene Ontology annotation, molecular function: nucleic acid binding. Gene Ontology annotation, biological process: DNA integration. Lineage: Eukaryota; Metazoa; Arthropoda; Insecta; Hymenoptera; Formicidae. The coding region runs from base 1 to 966 and encodes 321 amino acids. The record is from RefSeq and is a predicted model, not a curated record.